AUGUCGGGCAAAGGUGGUCACCGCGGCGGUCAAGGGAACCGCAGUGGUGGGAAUUGGGGCUCACAUGGAGCCACCUACAGCUAUGGCGCUCACAAUGCCGCUCACAAUCCGUUCGAGGUGAAACUGCCGAGGUUCUUGAACUGGCUUGAGUACAAUGAGGUGGAUCAGUCAGAGAACUCGCUCAUCAUGGUGGACGAUCGGGAUGUGCGCAUGGUCUCGCCGUUCCAAUGUUGGCUGACACGGGAGAUCAUGGCCAACUCGGCAAGCUCCAUCAACGUCUUGACCGAGAGAGAUCAGGUCACGCCACCCAACUCGGGCUUCCACCUUUCGCUGUUCGGGAACUACACCUUGGACGGGAUCAAGGCGGUGAUCGUCAUUGCUCUCGAUACCGAGACAGGGGCUCCAAAUGCAGGCUGGGACAGGCACACUGCCACAGCUCUGAGUCAUCCGGCUUUUCAGCCAUUUUCAUGGCCGAUGCUCAGGGACACCUCAGCAUCAUACACUGAUGUCAAGGUGUACAACGGCAAUGAGAUCCUGUUUCGCUGGAUCUUCAGGGGAUAUCGGGCAGACACUGAUCUGACCGUGCAGCAGCAGUUCGUCGAUGAGGUCCUGCUCAGGGAGUGCAAUCGUGGAAAGCCAAGGCUGUCGGUCGUCGUGGCUGCUUUCGUAGGCUUUGAGCUCCGGGUGCGCAAUCGAUCGUCGCAAGACGCCAUGGGCAACGAUGCAGAUCGUGUGGAGUUCAGGUUCAGAGACGCCAACAACAGGCUGGAUCUGAAGUGCCAGAGGACUGCGGUGCCAGGAACCUGGCUGACAUGCAGUCUCACAACCCUCAUCCAGACGAUCCAGAACGUUCGGCAAGCUCGUCGUGCUCGAGUUGAAGGGCCGGAGCACACUGAACAGUUUGGUCAACUGGCAGCGGUGCAUGAGCAUUGGUUCAAUUGGGCAGUUGCGGAGAACGCUGAAGAUGUGGGGUGCCUGGUCGAUUUUAUUGGUGAUCUCGACGAGGGGAACUUCCACAUCACUGCUACGUUCAAGCUGUGGACCAGGGCGCCGGAGAUCGUGAACCCAAGGCGAUCGCAGAAAUGCAGCAUCAAGAGGCAGGCGGAUGUUGAACUGGCCAGUCGCUCGUUUAAUGCUCCUCCGAGUAGGUCCACGGAUCACAUUGAGGAUGAGGACCGUGAUCAGGCGCGGAACGAUCGGCGAUAUGCUCGGUCCUCUGCGCAGGUCACUCCAGCCAUUUUCGCAUCCCAGAUCCGGUCGAAGACUUUCAAUGAGACGUCGGCAACGAUCGAGGAGGUAGACGAUCUGCCCCCUGGAGAUCUUGAGCUCCCGACGGCAGCAGGUGGAGGGCGGCCAACAGAUGCCGCAGGAAUGGAGGUGGAGACCAAGAUCCCUGGUCGCUGGGGCUCGGGCGAUCCGAGUUCUGGCUGGCGCUGGAUGUCGAUGAAGGAGCGGAUGAUCAGAUCGCUCGGAUGCUGGGCGCAAUGGGGGGGGGAUCAGGAGGAUAGGGACGUGGUACUUCGACGGAUCGAGUUGGCACCUCUCCUGUUCAACCUGAUCCUUCAAUCACGCUCGAAGAUCAUGGGCGAGAUUGCCACCGACUUGGGGUAUGGUCAUGGAUCGGCCGUUCGACCACUAAGUGUGGUUGAGGUGCAGGCGGGAUCGCAUGCUCAGAUCAAUCGAUCCUUGCCUGGGGCAGAGAUCACUGCCGGCGAGCAAGCAGAGAUCCGUGAGCUGGUCUUCGGUGCAGGCGCGUUUCGCACGAUCCGUGUGAAUGUGCUUGCAUGGGAGCGAAUGGAGAAGUGGGCUGGCUCCCAAGGGCUGUCGGUCUACCCCCUCACCAGCUCCGUUUUAUCCAAAUACUGCCUGCGCCUCUCAAAUUCUAAGCGCGGCCCAUCAGUUCUGCCAGCACUGUCUUAUGCAGUCAGGUGGAUCUGUAAGCGGCUAGUCACGCCCGUCCCGGAUACGGACGAUCCGCAUGUGGGAGCAAUCGUUCAGAAGGUUUACCUCGAUCGCGGCAAAGAGCUCCGUGAGGCAGUCGAAGUUCCACAGCCCGUGGUUGCUGCGCUCGAAUACCUCGUGAAUGCUCUGAUACUGGAGGGCAAGAAGCCGGCGGCUCUCUUCGCGCGGUGGACGCUCAUUUUGAUCUAUGCGUCGCUCAGGUGGGACGAUGGCCGCCACGUGGCGCCGGCAUCUCUUGAGCUCACUGAGGAGGCUCUGCUCGGUUUAGUUUGGCAAACAAAGGUCGAACGUAAACGGAAGGGAACUCGGUUUGCUGUUCCUCGUUGUUCGAUCGCCGGAGUCGAGUGGUUGGACGAGGUGCAAAUUUUUCGUGAGUUCCUUUCCGAUAGGGAUUUCUUCAUUUGGGACUUGGUCAGUGAAUUUGAAUUUGAUACGGUCCCCAUUUCGUAUCUCCCAAAAGUAUGCCAUGGCUGA
Durusdinium trenchii is the source of this 2436-nucleotide messenger RNA. NCBI's taxonomy places the organism in Eukaryota, Dinophyceae, Suessiales, Symbiodiniaceae. The record is from the annotation of a GenBank genome assembly.